AUCCAGGACAAAAGAAAAUAAAAAUACAAGAAAAAGCCGGAAGAAGAAGAAGAAGACGGAGAGGACAUUGCAAUGCCAAGCAUCAAGCUUAAGCAAUCGCCACCGGACUCCGCCGUCUCCAUCGGCGGCGGGGUCGCAAGCCACGAAUCCGCUCGUCUUCUCGUCCGGGAGACGCUCCGCAUAAGCGCCUCCUUGGCUUCUUCUCCUGCCUCGACCAUCCUUGACCAGGUUGUUGAUGAUGGUUGUCGAUCUCCGCAAGCCCAGGCGGAUUCCCCUCUGCUCCCGCUCGAGAAGGAAUUUGUUAAUUCGAGUUUGAGGUUGGUCUGCUGUGAGGAAAUAGACGGUCGGAGAUGGAAGUACGUCGCCGAGAGAGAUUGUUCUGGGAGAUUCAAGAGGAAUUCAGUUCGUGCUAUAUGCUUGGAGUCUCCCCAGACCCCUAUUGAUGAAGUGAUGUCGUUUGUGCGGUCUUAUGUGGUGCCUGAAGGAUUUCCUGAUAGCGUUAGUUCGUCAUAUGUGCCAUACAUGACAUGGAGAGCUUUGAAGCACUUCUUUGGUGGAGCCAUGGGUGUUUUUACUACUCAAUCCCUUUUGGGUUCAGUUGGAGUCUCUAGAAACAAGUCUACCCCUGCUGCAGUCGCCAUCAAUUGGAUUCUCAAGGAUGGUGCUGGGCGUGUUGGGAAAAUGUUGUUUGCCAGGCAAGGAAAGAAAUUUGACUAUGAUUUGAAGCAGUUACGGUUUGCGGGUGAUCUACUAAUGGAGUUGGGUGCUGGGGUUGAGUUGGCAACUGCUGCUGUGCCACACCUUUUUCUUCCUCUUGCUUGUGCUGCUAAUGUUGCAAAGAAUGUUGCUGCUGUAACUUCAACAUCUACUCGGACGCCUAUCUAUAAAGCCUUUGCUAAAGGAGAAAAUAUAGGAGAUGUCACUGCUAAGGGAGAGUGCGUUGGUAAUAUUGCCGAUCUGUUGGGAACUGGGCUUAGCAUCAUGAUGUCCAAAAGGAAUCCUUCGUUGGUCACAACAUUUGCUCUUCUUUCUUGUGGAUAUGUCUUCAGCUCAUACCAAGAGGUUAAAUCUGUAGCGUUACACACACUAAACCGUGCCAGAUUCACAGUGGCUGUUGAGUCAUUCCUCAAGACAGGGCAGGUUCCCUCACUUCAGGAAGGUAAUAAGCAGGAGAAGAUAUUCACUUUCCCAUGGGUGGAGGAUCGGCCAGUGGUACUUGGAUCCAGAUUUAAGGACGCGUUCCAAGACCCAAGCAUGUAUCUUGCAGUCAAGCCUUUUUUCGACAAAGAGAGAUACUUAGUGACCUACAGUCCUUCCAAGGGUAAAGUGUAUGCACUGCUCAAGAAUCAGGCAAAGUCAGAUGAUAUUUUGAAAGCAGCAUUUCAUGCACACGUGCUUCUUCAUUCCAUGAAUCGAUCAAGUGAAGGAACAUCAAAAUUCCGGGAGCAAUCAGAUCCCGCUCCCACGAUAGCGGAGAUUGAAUCUCAUAUAGCAGAGUCAUGUGAAAUGGUUUCCACAUCAUAUGACAUUUUCAGGAGGAGGGCUGCAGAACAGGGUUGGACGAUGUCGGAAUCUCUGCUUAACCCAGGUCGAGCUCGGAUAUGUCAUAUCCACCAGGGGAACGAAUGAGCUACCACCCGAGUUAAUGCAUCAAGCAAAGUACAAUCCUCACGGAACUGGUCAGUUUUCUAAGUCUCGAUGCUUGACCCAAAUCGGCUCUGGUGUUGUUAGUGUUAAACUACAUUCUCCUCUUUUCUUCUCACUCUGUUAUGUGCCUCACUCUCCAAGUUUUGUUUUCUUUGCCUGAAGAGGAAAAAAAACAUAUGUUUUUGGUUCUUACUCUCGUUGACUUGCUGUGUUAUAGUCAUAGGAUCUUUUGGUACCUUACCAAACAUAAGCUAUAUAUGACUAUCGCUGUUUACUCGUCUCUGUAAAUUUUGAUUUCCCCACUUUUUCCUGUGGGCUUUAGAGGGAUAAAAAUCCGAAUCAUUUGGUUA
This is a messenger RNA of Tarenaya hassleriana, 1997 nucleotides long. Its product is annotated as protein root UVB sensitive 6-like. The coding region runs from base 73 to 1629 and encodes 518 amino acids. The record is from RefSeq and is a predicted model, not a curated record. The transcript is spliced from 14 exons. NCBI's taxonomy places the organism in Eukaryota, Viridiplantae, Streptophyta, Magnoliopsida, Brassicales, Cleomaceae.